AUAACCGAACCACAGAGUGGAGGCUGUCUGAGCAGUAUGCAGCGCAUCCGGGAAGGCAUUCACAUACGUACCAUGAAGGCCAAGAGGAAAGUGGAGGAGAUCUCCAAAGAGGAUAUUAGGGCCUUCCUGAAGAAGAAUUCCUUUGUGCUCUUCACAGUGGGAGCAGUCAUUGCAGGCAUUAUUGUGGGUUUCACACUUCGCCCCUAUAAAAUGUCCUAUCGGGAAGUGAAGUACUUCUCUUUCCCCGGAGAGCUGUUAAUGCGAAUGCUUCAAAUGCUCGUCCUGCCUUUGUUGGUCUCCAGCCUAAUAACAGGAAUGGCUGCUCUAGACACCAAAGCUUCGGGAAAGAUGGGCAUGAGAGCCAUUAUUUACUACAUGACUACAACGUUUAUUGCAGUCUUCAUUGGUAUCAUAAUCGUACUCGUCAUCCACCCAGGAAAAGGAUCUAAGGAAGAGUUUGGGAAGCAACAGUCAAUAGAGCAAGUCAGUCCUGCUGAUGCCUUCUUAGAUCUGAUCAGAAAUAUGUUUCCACCAAACCUGGUCCAAGCUUGCACACAGCAGUUCAAAACCAAAUAUGGGAAGCGAACAGUCCAUGUGAUGGUGACGGUGAACGACACCUUCUUCAACUCAACAAAUGGCACCCAGGAGGUCGUGGAGCUCACCAGGGAGGAAGUGAUCCCUGUUCCGGGUCAGGUGAAUGGGGUCAACGCUCUUGGGCUAGUGGUCUUCUCCAUGUGUUUUGGUCUGAUAAUUGGUAACAUGAAGGAGCAGGGCCAGCUCCUGAGGGAUUUCUUUGACAGCCUGAAUGAGGCCAUCAUGCGUCUGGUUGCCAUCAUCAUGUGGUAUGCUCCUAUUGGCAUCCUGUUCCUUAUUGCAGGAAAGAUUGUGGAGAUGGAUGAUUUGACACAGAUGGGUGGACAGCUGGGCAUGUACACUAUCACAGUUAUCAUUGGCUUGCUGAUCCACGCUGUUAUUAUUCUUCCCACUCUGUAUUUUGUCAUCACUCGGCAGAACCCAUUUAUCUUCAUUGGUGGGCUUCUGCAAGCUCUGGUAACAGCUCUUGGAACCUCAUCCAGUUCAGCCACCCUGCCUGUCACCUUUAAAUGUCUGGAGGAGAACAACAGAAUUGAUAAGCGAAUUACUCGCUUUGUUCUGCCGGUGGGUGCGACCAUCAAUAUGGACGGGACAGCGCUCUACGAAGCCCUGGCAGCCAUCUUCAUUGCCCAAGUGAAUAAUGUGGAAAUGAACUUUGGUCAGAUCAUCACCAUCAGUAUCACAGCCACCGCGGCCAGUAUUGGAGCCGCAGGGAUCCCUCAGGCAGGCCUGGUUACCAUGGUGAUUGUGUUGACCUCGGUUGGGCUUCCCACUGAUGACAUCACUCUCAUCAUUGCAGUUGACUGGUUCCUUGAUCGUCUACGUACCACGACCAACGUUUUGGGGGAUUCCAUCGGUGCAGGUAUUGUGGAGUUCUUGUCUCGACACGAGCUCCGCAGCAGAGAUGUGGAGAUGGGAAGCUCAGUGCUGGAGGAGAAGGAGAGAAAAAAACCUUACAAGCUCAUCUCCCAGGACAGCGAUUUUGAAAACGACAAACGUGCACACGGUGAAUCAAACAUGUAA
Molecule: messenger RNA, 1617 nt
Organism: Thalassophryne amazonica
Lineage: Eukaryota; Metazoa; Chordata; Actinopteri; Batrachoidiformes; Batrachoididae
Product: excitatory amino acid transporter 1-like
Exons: 10
Coding region: 37-1617 (526 amino acids)
Biological process (GO): L-aspartate import across plasma membrane; L-glutamate import across plasma membrane; D-aspartate import across plasma membrane
Cellular component (GO): plasma membrane
Molecular function (GO): L-glutamate transmembrane transporter activity; neutral L-amino acid transmembrane transporter activity; glutamate:sodium symporter activity
Source: RefSeq, a predicted model, not a curated record